AGGCCUGGUGGGUUGGGGCAGCUAGCCCUGCACACCACGCCCCCCACCCCGGGCGAGUUUGCAUAAAUAAACAAACCCAAGCCGUCUGCCCCGCAGGAGGUGGAGGAGAAGAGGGGAGGAGGAGAAGAGAGGGGGGCGGGAGAGAUUAGUUUGGGAAGUAGCACGGAUUGCUCAUCCGAUCCGUGCAGCCGCAGCUAGUGUGUCAAGUUACAGAGGCGCCGGAAUCGGCCCCAGCGCUGCUCCGCCGCGGCCACGACCCACCUCUGCCCAUGGGGCCCUCCGUGUGCGCCCCUUCGCCCCGGGACUGAAACUGGCUCGCCCGGGAGACCGGAGACAUCUAGGACAGACAGCGCAGAAUCAACUCCAGGACUCUGCAGAUACUUGAAGGGAAAGACGGGGCGGAAAGGAAAACCGGCCAGAUUCCCCUAACUUUCCUGGACUUGGAACGUUCUGCGAAGUAACUUUUUUUUUUCUCACCUGGGUGUACCCCGAUUACUGCUGGUUGUAAUUUUUUUUUUUUUCGGCUUUCCCCCUCCAGCUGCCUUUUUUUUUUUUUUUUCCUCCAUCCUCUUUGCUGGGAGCAAAGGAAAGGGACAUAUUCCACCGACACAAACCCUUUCCCGCUGUCCCGCAGCUUGGAUCGCGCCUGUGGGCAGUGGCUCUCGCCUUUAUUUAUUCUAUUUAUUUAUUUAUUGGUUCUCAAGACGCGAGGGGAUGGUAGCGGAGCGCUCCCGCAAAGCGACAGACUCCGGUGCCCGCGGCCCCGGGGAGCUGGGCGCGCCCGGGACGGUGGCGCUGGCGGUGGCGCCGGUAGAGCGCUGCGCGCGGCUGCCGAGCCCGGGGUCCUGCGGGCUGCUGGCGCUGGCCCUCUGCUCGCUGGCGCUCAGCCUGCUCGCCCACUUUCGGACGGCCGAGCUGCAGGCCCGGGUGCUGCGCCUGGAAGCAGAGCGUGGGGAGCAGCAAAUGGAGCCGGCUAUUUUGGGACGAGUCAACCAACUGCUGGAUGAGAAAUGGAAGCUCCACUCUCGGAAACGCCGGGAGGCCCCAAAGACAUCUCCAGGGUGUCACUGCCCACCAGGACCUCCUGGUCCCGCUGGAAGACCUGGCCUCCCGGGGGACAAAGGUGCCAUUGGGAUGCCCGGACGUGUGGGAGCAAAGGGCCAACCAGGCGAGAAGGGCGCCCCAGGAGAUGCCGGGAUGUCCAUCAUCGGUCCCCGUGGCCCCCCUGGUCAGCCGGGCACACGAGGUUUUCCUGGAUUUCCGGGUCCCAUUGGGCUGGACGGCAAACCGGGCCGCCCCGGACCAAAGGGAGAGAUGGGGCCUCAAGGACAAAAAGGAGAAAAGGGUCAGUGUGGAGAGUACCCCCACCGGCUGCUGCCCCUCCUCAAUUCAGUGCGGCUGGCUCCACCCCCAGUCAUUAAAAGGCGGACCUUCCAGGGUGAACAGGGCCAGGCUGGCAUCCAAGGCCCGCCAGGGCCACCAGGCCCUCCUGGACCAAGUGGACCUCUGGGGCACCCAGGACUGCCAGGGCCCAUGGGGCCGCCUGGCUUACCUGGGCCUCCUGGACCAAAGGGAGACCCGGGGAUCCAGGGCUACCACGGCCGGAAGGGAGAGCGGGGCAUGCCGGGGAUGCCAGGCAAACAAGGAGCCAAGGGUGAGCCAGGGACCCCAGGAGCCAAGGGAGACCCAGGAGCAACAGGGAAGCCGGGGCCCCCAGGUUUGCCGGGAAAGAGGGGGCAGAGGGGUGAGAAGGGGGCUGUGGGUUCCCCCGGGCUACUCGGCCUCCUGGGGCAGAAGGGAGAAAAAGGUGAUGCCGGCAACUCCAUUGGAGGAAGCAGAGGGGAGCCCGGUCCCCCAGGGCUCCCGGGGCCCCCGGGGCCAAAGGGGGACGCUGGAGCUGAUGGCCAGGCUGGCCCCCCAGGACGACAAGGAGACAAGGGGGAGCCUGGAGCAGCUGGAGAACAGGGACCUGCUGGCCCCAAGGGCUCCAAGGGUGAACCAGGGAAAGGAGAGCUGGUGGACUACAACGGGAACAUCAGUGAGGCUCUCCAGGAGAUCCGGACACUGGCCUUGAUGGGGCCCCCUGGCCUUCCCGGGCAGAUUGGCCCACCAGGAGCUCCAGGGAUCCCAGGCCAGAAGGGGGAGAUUGGACUGCCAGGGCCUCCUGGACAUGAUGGGGAAAAGGGACCUCGAGGCAAACCAGGAGACAUGGGCCCUCCUGGCCCCCAAGGCCCCCCAGGAAAGCCUGGGCCUGCAGGAAUGAAGGGAGAAGAUGGACACACAGGGAGCCCGGGAGAGAAGGGGGAGAAAGGGGAGACGGGGCAGCCAGGCCCACCGGGUCUAGACGGCCCAACUGGGGAGAAAGGAGAACCAGGAGGGCAAGGGAGACCAGGAGUGACCGGAUUGCCUGGCCCAAUUGGGCUCCCAGGAUUUACAGGAGAGAAGGGAGAACCUGGGGAGAAGGGUGACCCAGGAGUGGAGGUUCCUGGACCACCAGGGCCAGAGGGGCCUCCGGGACCUCCGGGGCUCCAAGGCGUUCCUGGACCAAAGGGGGAAGCAGGACUAGAUGGAGCAAAAGGAGAAAAGGGCGUCCAGGGAGAAAAAGGAGACCGAGGUCCUCUGGGAUUACCCGGAGCUUCAGGUUUGGACGGCAGGCCUGGGCCACCGGGUACUCCAGGACCAAUUGGAGUUCCAGGCCCAGCGGGACCAAAGGGAGAGAGGGGCAGCAAAGGUGACCCUGGAAUGACAGGACCAACGGGAGCAGCAGGGCUUCCUGGUUUACAUGGACCACCCGGGGACAAAGGAAACCGGGGGGAAAGGGGGAAGAAAGGCUCUAGAGGGCCUAAGGGGGAUAAGGGAGACCAAGGAGCGCCUGGAUUAGAUGCCCCCUGUCCAUUGGGCGAAGAUGGCUUGCCAGUCCAGGGCUGCUGGAACAAGUGAUGCCUCUAACCUGGGAUUGGCCUGUGUGUGUGUUUGUACAUAGAAUAUUUAUUUUUAUACAGUUUUCACUUUUUGAAAAUGCCAGAAGUAUGAUGCAUCUUACAGAUUAUUAAAAAAAAGGAAACCUGCAUAUUUUGUACAGAAACUACCAACCUCUUCCCUUUUGUUUACAAGAUGUUUUGUACACGUCUACAAUUCUAAUACACUUUUUGUUUGAGUACAGCCAUAUGUUUGCAUGAUAUUUGUGCACACUUAUUAAGUAUUGAAGCUUAAUAAAUUAUUGUGUUCUGGUGCCAAAGGGGCCAACCAGCA
Molecule: messenger RNA, 3252 nt
Organism: Sus scrofa (pig)
Lineage: Eukaryota; Metazoa; Chordata; Mammalia; Artiodactyla; Suidae
Source: RefSeq, a predicted model, not a curated record